Polychytrium aggregatum is the source of this 1083-nucleotide messenger RNA. Its product is annotated as WD40-repeat-containing domain protein. NCBI's taxonomy places the organism in Eukaryota, Fungi, Chytridiomycota, Chytridiomycetes, Polychytriales. The transcript is spliced from 7 exons. Gene Ontology annotation, cellular component: mRNA cleavage and polyadenylation specificity factor complex. Gene Ontology annotation, molecular function: protein binding. The record is from RefSeq and is a predicted model, not a curated record. The coding region runs from base 1 to 1083 and encodes 360 amino acids.
AUGCUGCCAUCCACAUGCUACCCCCACAAUCCGGCAACUUCCAUUUGCACCAAAUUCAUCCAUACAUCUACCAACAAGAACCGGUGUCCGAUCAAUGUGGUUCGGUGGACACCAGAGGGUCGCCGGCUGAUUACGGGAGCUUCCAGCGGGGAGUUUACCCUGUGGAAUGGCCUAACAUUCAACUUUGAGACGAUUCUACAGGCGCACGACACUGCUGUACGUGCCAUGACCUGGUCCCGAAACGAUACCUGGAUGAUCACCGGCGAUGCCAGCGGCACCAUCAAGUACUGGCAGUCGAACAUGAACAACCUUAAAGUGGUGCAGGGCCACCGGGAAAGCGUCCGGGAUAUCACAUUUUCGCCCACCGACAACAAGUUUGCCUCGUGCUCGGAUGACCAGUUCAUCAAAAUUUGGUCUUUUGCAGAUGCAGUAGAAGAGAGAGUGCUGCAGGGCCACAACUGGGAUGUCAAGUGCAUUGAUUGGCACCCUACCAAGGCUUUGCUCGCAUCGGGCUCCAAGGACAAUCUUGUCAAGCUCUGGGAUCCCAAGAAUGGCAAGCCACUAACGACACUACAUGGCCACAAGAACACGAUUCUCGGUAUCGAGUGGAAUCGCAACGGAAACUGGCUCGUGACUGCCUCGCGUGAUCAGCUCCUCCGCGUAUAUGAUAUUCGAAUGAUGAAAGAGCUGCAGAUGUUCCGUGGACAUAAAAAAGAAGUGACAUCGGUCGCUUGGCACCCCGUCCAUGAGAACCAGUUUGUGAGCGGUGGAUCGGAUGGGUCAAUUCAUUACUGGCAGGUCGGAGUCGAGCAGUCGAUCGGAGGAGUUGAAACCGCGCAUGAUUCGACGGUCUUUUCGCUCGACUGGCAUCCGCUUGGCCACAUCUUGGUCUCGGGCUCAAAUGACCACACCACUCGAUUCUGGACACGCAAUCGACCGGGUGACCAAAUGCAGGACCGAUUCAACAUGUCUCGAGGAGACGCCGAGGCUCUCGGGCUGAUGGAAGAUCAGCACAAUGACGACCACGAUGGUUCGUAUCUCCUGCAGUCGACAGGGACAGCUGGGCAGUUGUGGCAACGCUAG